AUGGAAGACAGCCUGAGCAACCUGCGCCGCUACUACAACCAGAGCGCAGCGGGGUCUCACACCCUCCAGAAGAUGUACGGCUGCGACUUGGGCUGCGACUUGGGGCCCGACGGGCGCCUCCUCCGCGGGUACAGUCAGUUCGCCUACGACGGCGCCCACUACAUCGCCCUGAACGGGGACCUGCGCUCCUGGACCGCGGCAGACGUGGCCGCUCAGAUGACCAGGCGCAAGUGGGAGGCUGAAGGAGUAGCAGAGUUCGUGAGGAGCUACCUGGAGGGGGAGUGCGUGGACUGGCUGCGCAGAUACCUGGAGCACGGGAGGGAGAUGCUGCAGCACUUAGAUAAGAGGGAUCCCCCAGAGACACACGUGACGCACCACCCCAUCUCAGACCAUGCGGUCACCCUGAGGUGCUGGGCCCUGGGCUUCUACCCUGCGGAGAUCACCCUGACCUGGCAGCGAGAUGGGGAGAACCUGACCCAGGACAUGGAGCUGGUGGAGACUAGGCCUGGGGGGAAUGGAACCUUCCAGAAGUGGGUGGCUGUGCUGGUGCCAUCUGGAGAGGAGCAGAGAUACACGUGCCAUGUGCAGCAUGAGGGGCUGCCGGAGCCCCGAGUCCUGAGAUGGGAGCCCCCUCCUCAGUCCUCCAUCCCCACCGGGGGCCUCAUUGCUGGCCUGGUUCUCCUUGGAGCUGUGCUCACUGGGGCUGCGGUGGCUGCAGCUGUGAUGUGGAGGAAGAAGCACCCAGGUAGGGAAGGGAAUGGGGCAUCCUGUCCACUGGGAGCUUUCAAGUCCCAGGGGGACCUUGCCCCCACCCCCCAUUAA
Molecule: messenger RNA, 822 nt
Organism: Condylura cristata (star-nosed mole)
Lineage: Eukaryota; Metazoa; Chordata; Mammalia; Eulipotyphla; Talpidae
Product: class I histocompatibility antigen, Gogo-OKO alpha chain-like
Biological process (GO): antigen processing and presentation of endogenous peptide antigen via MHC class Ib; antigen processing and presentation of endogenous peptide antigen via MHC class I via ER pathway, TAP-independent; immune response
Cellular component (GO): external side of plasma membrane
Molecular function (GO): peptide antigen binding; signaling receptor binding
Source: RefSeq, a predicted model, not a curated record